Messenger RNA from Polistes canadensis, 1568 nucleotides. RefSeq names its product pre-mRNA-splicing factor RBM22. The transcript is spliced from 3 exons. Gene Ontology annotation, molecular function: pre-mRNA binding; U6 snRNA binding; metal ion binding. NCBI's taxonomy places the organism in Eukaryota, Metazoa, Arthropoda, Insecta, Hymenoptera, Vespidae. Gene Ontology annotation, cellular component: U2-type catalytic step 2 spliceosome; Prp19 complex; U2-type catalytic step 1 spliceosome. The record is from RefSeq and is a predicted model, not a curated record. The coding region runs from base 185 to 1432 and encodes 415 amino acids.
AUGAACUACUAUCGGUAUGUGAAACACUGAUUGAGAAACACUGGUAUAUAUAACCCUACAUAUUCUAAUAAAAAGUACACUGCAGUUAUGUUUUACAUUUAGUAGUUCGUGAUUAGUUCAGCUGCAAUAAAUCAAAAGUUAUUACGUUUUUUGUUUAAGAAAAUAUAUUAUGAUAAUAUAAAAUAUGGCAACAUCAAAAACUACUAAUACAUAUAAUCGACAAAAUUGGGAAGAUGCGGAAUUUCCAAUAUUAUGUCAAACCUGUUUAGGAGAUAAUCCAUACAUUCGAAUGACUAAAGAAAGAUAUGGAAAAGAAUGCAAAAUCUGUAUGCGUCCAUUUACAGUAUUUCGAUGGUGUCCAGGAGCAAGAAUGCGAUUUAAGAAAACUGAAGUUUGUCAAACUUGCAGUCGACUUAAGAACGUAUGCCAAACUUGUUUACUUGACUUAGAAUAUGGAUUACCUAUUCAAGUACGCGAUGCUGCAUUAAAAAUAAAGGAUGACUUACCUCGAUCGGAUGUAAAUAAAGAAUACUAUGUACAAAACAUAGAUAAUGAAAUAGGAAAAAUAGAUGCAACAACACCAGCUGGAGCCGUUGGUAAAUCAGCUGCUGCUAGUGAUUUGUUAAUGAAACUGGCUAGGACAAGUCCCUACUAUAAAAGAAACAGACCACAUAUCUGUUCAUUCUGGGUAAAAGGUGAAUGUAAAAGAGGAGAAGAGUGUCCUUAUCGUCAUGAAAAACCAACAGAUCCAGAUGAUCCAUUAGCAGAUCAAAAUAUUAAAGAUCGUUACUAUGGUGUUAAUGAUCCUGUGGCAGACAAAUUAAUGCGAAGAGCGGCAGCGAUGCCUAAGUUAGAUCCACCAGAAGAUAAAUCUAUAACUACUUUGUACAUUGGAAACUUGGGUGAUGUUUUAACAGAGAAACAAUUACGUGACCAUUUUUACCAAUAUGGUGAAAUACGUUCUGUGACAAUGGUUCCACGACAACAGUGUGCCUUUAUUCAGUACACGCAAAGAAGCGCAGCCGAAGCAGCAGCAGAAAGAACAUUCAAUAAAUUAAUAUUAGGUGGAAGAAGAUUAACGAUAAAAUGGGGACGUUCUCAAGGGAGACAAACUAUUUCAGCUGCAGAAGCAACUAGAGAAAUUUUGGAACCUGUACCUGGUUUACCUGGCGCUUUACCACCACCUCCAGAAAGCAUGGGAAAUAAUUUCUUUAAUCUACAGACAACUCCUGGUAUGAUGCCACCAAUGAUGAUACCACCACCACCGGUAGCACCACAAUUUAUGUUUCCACCUCAAAUGGCAGCUGCUGCUGCUGCAGCUGCUGCAACUCCUAUUUUUCCACCAGGCACAACACCAAUACAUUAUCCCAGUCAAGAUCCAUCUAGGAUGGGUGCAUCUCAGGGUAUUGGGAAGCCAUGGCCUGAAGAAUAAUAUUAAGAAAACGAUCUUUAUUAAAUAUUCUUUAUUAUUAUUAUUAUUAUUAUUAUUAUUAUUAUUAAAACAAAUCAUAAAUAUAAACACAUUUAUCUUCUUAACUUUUGCAAUAAAGUAUACAUUAUUUAUUGUA